AUGGAGAGCGACGGAAGACCUCAUAACAAGGGACCUCCCAAUCGACUCUGUGCUAUCAGGGUGACUUGUAUCGGCUACGACUCCACCAUCCGUCGCGUGCUGGAUAUCCCAGAGAUUAUCGAGCUCAUCUUCAGCUUCUUGGAGAAGCGUAACAAUGUCGUCAAUGCCUGCGUCUGCAAACGGUGGUCUGAGAUUGCCCUCGACGCCGUCUGGCGCGAUGUGGAUAAUCUGAAUGUGUUGUUCAGUCUUCUGGCUCCUCUAGGGCAGGCCAGCAGAUACGCACCGGUGACUUUUACCAGAACACUGAACCCAGACGACUGGCGCCGCUUCGCUCACUACGCUCGACGUGUGCGAAAGUUAUCGUACACCGAGGACAGGUCCGAACAGGGUCUAUGCUCAUCUAUCUUCGACGAAAUCGCACGCUCGCGCAUGGCCAUCAGCAUCCUCCCCAACCUGCACACGCUCGAGUGGCGCACCAUGCGGCUCCGCCAUGCCCUGCCUUUCAUGGGCGAGAGCGUGCGCGACUUCCGCGUCGAGCUGCACGACUGCGCCGCUCACCCGCUCUCGACGUUCCUUGAGGAUGUGGCGGAGCGCAUGCCGCAUCUCACCAGCCUCGAUCUGUCGUUCGGCUUCCCCGUGCGGGACCUUGAAGACGGCCUCACCACGCUUCUCAAGCAGCUCACGAAGCUGACGCGGAUCAUCAUGCCGCUGUAUACGAUAUCGUCGCGGAUCGUGGAGUCCGUGUCGAUGCUGCCCGCUCUGACCUGCCUGCAGUUUGAAUAUGAAGAGAGGCAGGGCCAAGGCGAAAAGCGCGACGUGCAGGAGUUCGCGCCGAGGCUGCAGGAAGGCGCGUUCCCUGCGCUGUACGACCUGAACCUCAGCGUCAACCUCCCCGACAUGACGCGCUUCCUAAACAGCAAAUUCUCGCCGGCCAAUCUGACCUCGCUGUACGUGCACGUCCUGUCCAGCGUCGUGCCCGACGUCCUCACAGAGUUCCUGCUCGCCGUGUCCGAGAGCUGCAAGCUGCUCACCGCGCUCUACGUCGAUCUCUACGCGACGCCGGACGCCCUCGACUCAAUCGAGCGUCUCGAGGCGAAGCGUCUCGCGUGGGAGCAUUUGCGGCCGCUGCUGUCGUUCCGCACGCUCAAGACUUUCGAGCUGCGGUGGGACCUUCCUCUGCGCAUCACCGAGGUCGACAUCGCGGAGCUCGCGUCCGGGUGGCCCACGCUCGAGGUGCUCAUGCUCAACUGCGAGCCGCUCAUCCCGCUCGGGGUGUCCUCGCUCACGCUCAGCACACUCGUCUACUUCGCUGAACAUUGCCCGAACCUGCGCGAGCUCGGGCUGUAUAUAACGGGUAAUGUGGAGUGCCUCCCCGCGCCCGUGCCGUUCCGGAAGCUGUCGAAGCUCUGCGUCGGCGUGUCGAGCAUUGGCGCAGCAGCGCCCGCGGCGCUGUUCCUGAGCAAGGUGCUCCCGCCGGGGUGCGAUGUGAUCCCUGGGGUGAGCUGGCCGGACAGCCUCGGCAUGCUUGAGGUGGAGGGCAACUCGGAGAUGCUCGGGUUGAUGCAGCGCCGCGCGACGGAGUGGUAUAAUCAGUGGGCGGAGGUGUCGCGCAUGCUGCCGCUACUGACGCGCUUGCGCGCGGAGGAACGUGCGCGCCAGGAGGGGCUGCAGAGGGAGGUGGAGGAUUUGAGGGUGAGGUGUAAGGUGUUGGAGGAUAGGGCUGCGUUGCCUGAUACUGAGGAUGGGCGGUGUGUGAUUGCAUGA
Molecule: messenger RNA, 1764 nt
Organism: Laetiporus sulphureus 93-53
Lineage: Eukaryota; Fungi; Basidiomycota; Agaricomycetes; Polyporales; Laetiporaceae
Exons: 2
Coding region: 1-1764 (587 amino acids)
Biological process (GO): SCF-dependent proteasomal ubiquitin-dependent protein catabolic process
Cellular component (GO): SCF ubiquitin ligase complex
Molecular function (GO): protein binding
Source: RefSeq, a predicted model, not a curated record